Messenger RNA from Trichoderma citrinoviride, 477 nucleotides. RefSeq lists its product as hypothetical. The annotation marks the transcript as partial. NCBI's taxonomy places the organism in Eukaryota, Fungi, Ascomycota, Sordariomycetes, Hypocreales, Hypocreaceae. The record is from RefSeq and is a predicted model, not a curated record. The transcript has a single exon.
UUCCCGACGAGGGUCAGCCUGGCGCGGCUGCUGAUGGAGACGGAGAUGGAGGAGCAGGCGCUCGGGGUGCUGGAGCGGCUGGUCACGGACGACGAUUCCAGCGUCGAGGUGUGGUAUCUGGGGGGCUGGUGCUUGUAUGUCGCGGGCGAGAAGCUGCGCGAGGCCAAGCCCCAGCAGAACGGCGAGGGGGAGGCUGCUGAGAAGGAGUGGAAGGCGACGUGGGGGUAUGCGCGGAAGUGGCUGUCCCAGUCGCUGAAGCUGUAUGAGAUGCAGGAGUAUGAGGACGAGAGGCUGGGCGAGCAUGCGAGGGAGUUGCUGGAGAGCAUUAACGGGGUGCUUGGGGAGCCGCCGGAGGGGGAGGAUGAUGAUGAGUGGUCUGGGAUCAGCGAUGAUGAUGAUGAGGAUGUUGAGGAUGAGGACGAUGAGGAGCAUGAGCAUGGUGAGCACUGCGAUCACGAUCAUGAGAUGCAUGAUUAG